AUGAUUUCCCACAUGUCGGUGGCGCUAUAUUUUACACAACUAAAGGUGGUCCACCAACAUUAUAAGAUAUGCUUACACAAAAAUUUAUUACUAAUGGCAGAUGCAAAGCAACAAGUUCAUAUUAUUCUAGUGCAUGGCGCCUGCCACGGGGCAUGGUGUUGGUACAAGCUGAAGCCGCUGCUCGAGGAGGCCGGCCACCGCGUGACGGCCCUUGACCUCGCCGCCGCCGGAAUUGACAGGAGAAGUCUGGAGGAGCUCCACACAUUUGCCGACUACUCGCAACCGCUACUGGAGCUGAUGGCCUCAAUUCCGCCGGAGGAGAAGGUGGUUCUGGUCGGACACAGUCUCGGUGGAAUGAAUCUGGCCUUUGCCAUGGACAUGUACCCUGAGAAGAUUAAGGUUGCUGUUUUCAUAGCAGCAGCGAUGCCUGAUUCCAUACAUAAACCAUCCUACGUUUUGGACCAGUCCGUGGGGAUGAAGUCAGCAGAAGAUUGGGUAGACACUAAGUUCAUACCCUUCAGUUCUUCGGAGGAGAAUCUAACUUCAGUGCACUUGGGACCCAAUUUCAUUUCCUCCAAACUCUACAAUCUAUGUUCUCCCGAGGAUGUGGCAUUAGCAAAUAUGUUGGUAAGGCCAUGCUGUCUAUUUCUUCAAGAUUUGUCGAGUAAGAGUGCAUUCUCAAAAGAAGGGUUUGGGUCAGUGAAGAGGGUUUUCAUAGUGUGUCCGGAGGAUAAGACCAUCCCCCUAAAUUUCCAGCGCUGGCAAAUUGAAACCAUUGGAGCGGACCAAGUCAAAGAAAUAGAGAAUGCAGAUCACAUGCCGAUGUUCUCAAAGCCACGAGAGCUCUGCCACUCUCUACUUGAGAUUGCAAAUUACUAUGUUUAAUUUAAGUCCUACGUACUAAAAUUGCUUUUGAUAGUUGAUUUCCAGUAUGGAUUACGAUGUGUAUGGCAAUUGAAUGCUUCGUGCAACUCAUGAAGGACUGUCUGUUUGUGGUAAUAAAAUAGACAUUUCACUUUCUGAAGCA
This is a messenger RNA of Sesamum indicum (sesame), 1027 nucleotides long. Its product is annotated as salicylic acid-binding protein 2. Gene Ontology annotation, biological process: salicylic acid metabolic process; jasmonic acid metabolic process. Gene Ontology annotation, molecular function: methyl indole-3-acetate esterase activity; methyl salicylate esterase activity; methyl jasmonate esterase activity. Lineage: Eukaryota; Viridiplantae; Streptophyta; Magnoliopsida; Lamiales; Pedaliaceae. The record is from RefSeq and is a predicted model, not a curated record.